Peromyscus eremicus (cactus mouse) is the source of this 2697-nucleotide messenger RNA. It is a transcript of the gene Ntm, whose product is annotated as neurotrimin. Gene Ontology annotation, cellular component: neuron projection. Lineage: Eukaryota; Metazoa; Chordata; Mammalia; Rodentia; Cricetidae. The record is from RefSeq and is a predicted model, not a curated record. The coding region runs from base 1 to 1104 and encodes 367 amino acids. The transcript has 9 exons.
AUGGGGGUCUGUGGGUACCUGUUCCUGCCCUGGAAGUGCCUCGUGGUCGUGUCUCUCAGGCUGCUGUUCCUUGUACCCACAGGAGUGCCGGUGCGCAGCGGAGAUGCCACCUUUCCCAAAGCUAUGGACAACGUGACGGUCAGGCAGGGGGAGAGCGCCACCCUCAGGUGUACAAUUGACAACCGAGUCACUCGGGUGGCUUGGCUAAACCGCAGUACCAUCCUCUAUGCUGGAAAUGACAAGUGGUGCCUAGAUCCUCGUGUGGUCCUCCUGAGUAACACCCAGACCCAGUACAGCAUUGAGAUCCAGAAUGUGGAUGUGUAUGACGAGGGCCCUUAUACCUGUUCGGUACAGACAGACAACCACCCUAAGACCUCCAGGGUCCACCUCAUUGUACAAGUAUCUCCCAAAAUUGUAGAGAUUUCUUCAGAUAUCUCCAUUAAUGAAGGGAACAACAUCAGCCUCACUUGCAUAGCCACAGGUAGACCGGAGCCUACAGUAACCUGGAGACAUAUUUCUCCCAAAGCUGUCGGCUUUGUGAGUGAAGAUGAGUACCUGGAAAUUCAGGGCAUCACUCGGGAGCAGUCAGGGGACUACGAGUGCAGUGCUUCCAAUGAUGUGGCGGCACCAGUGGUACGGAGAGUGAAGGUCACCGUGAACUACCCACCAUACAUCUCAGAAGCUAAGGGCACAGGUGUCCCCGUGGGACAGAAGGGGACGCUGCAGUGUGAAGCCUCAGCAGUCCCUUCAGCAGAAUUCCAGUGGUUCAAGGAUGACAAGAGACUGGUUGAAGGAAAGAAGGGAGUCAAAGUGGAAAACAGACCUUUCCUCUCAAAGCUUAUCUUUUUCAACGUCUCUGAACACGACUACGGGAACUACACGUGUGUGGCCUCCAACAAGUUGGGCCAUACCAAUGCCAGCAUCAUGCUAUUUGAACUAAAUGAGCCUACAAGCUCAACUUUAUUGCAAGAAGUGAAAACUACAGCCCUGACCCCUUGGAAAGGCCCGGGUGCUGUCAGUGAGGUGAACAAUGGGACAUCAAGGAGGGCAGGCUGCAUUUGGCUCCUCCCUCUUCUGGUCUUACACCUGCUCCUCAAAUUUUGAUGUGAGUGCCCCUUCCCUGCUGGGGAGAGCUGCUGCCACUGCAUCUCAAUACUACGACAGCAACAAGUCAGAAUCCAAUGACAUUCAGAGAAUCACGGCCAAGGGGACAGAAAUUCGAGGGAGGGGAACAAAGAAUACUGUGGGAGAGGAAAAAAAAUUAAAAAAGGAAAUUUGAAAUUGCCUUGCAGAUAUUUAGGUACCACUGAGUUUUCUUUCUUUUCCCAAAUGGGAAGAAGGCACACCUGGCUUGGACCCACCCACAAGCUGCACUGUGUGACCUCUCUGUUGCCAGGGUGGGCAAGGGCUCAGCCACUCUGCCCACUAAAGUGCCCCACCAUGGAACCUUCUGGAGUCGGCCAUCCCAAAUUCCAUCGGUCCGUAGAGACAAGCACAGAGUGAGAAACAGGGGCCUAGAUGUGCCGCAGAGGGCCCUUUGGUGGGCUGCGCCAUGGUGGCAUGUAUCAUGAAGUGUGAAAUCCGAAGAAAAAAACAAAAAGACAAUGACAAAAAAAAAGAAAGAAAAGGAAACAAGACAGCCUGACAGCACCAUAAUCCCACAAGCGACAGUCACAAAAUAUAUUGUUAAUUUUUUUUUUUUCAUUUUACCACAUGGACAUCACGGAUAAUAAGGGAUUCUGAUUCAUUAUUAAUUUUAUUAAUUAUAUUUUCUGAUGUGAGUCUAGAGCUUAGUGCGUAAGCAAGAGACAAAACUAAAAAUACACAGGAGAGGGGUGAAGAGAAGCGUGUUUAUUAAGCAUUAAAAGCAAAUAGUGUACUUUUUACUAGGUUUACAACUGGUGGGCCCCACACCAGGUACUAACCACCUGGUGAGGAUUUGGCAAAUCCACCAGAAACACAACUGACUUAACAAACACCUCCACCAGCGCUACGGACUCCUCCUCAUUCUGACAUUUCAUGCAGACAGUACUAUGCUGUCUACACACUGCUUAGAAACGGAAGGUUGAUCUGCACUCUAUCUUGGUUUGUUGGCUAUGCUUCUUUUGACGACAUAUAUUAUACAGUAUAUAUAAAUAUAUAUACAUAUAUUUUUUUUGUUAGAGUUCUAGCCAUUUUGUUUCUCAGCAGGGUCCUUUCUCAGACAUUACUGCAUGCUGUAUAUGGCGUUAGCUGUGUGUUGACCUUCUAAAAGAUGAUAGAGUUUACUGGUAAUUGUGUAAUCAGCUCCUUCCUUCUUUUUUUCUUGGGUUAUUUACAUGUCAGAGACAUUUCUAAAGAGCGGAAAGGACAACAGAAACAAUCACUAAUAUCAGGCGCAGCGUCUUUCCAGGUGUGGCUCUCUGAGGCGGAGACCGCCAGCUUGGCUUCUCCAUCACACCUUGGGGCAUUAACGGACGGCAAGCAACCGGACCAACUAAACCAACCGUCAGCAAUCACUUGCUUUAGCCCAUUGUGGGAAUCCCUGAUGCCUUUGUGACUACUGGAGAACUUAAUCCUCUUGGUUUAUUUUAUUUAAUUUUCCACCUUCGUGUGAGUGUGUAUGAAAGAGAAGAAAAAUGCAGUUUUUAGGUAACCAUUUUUUUCCUUCCCCGAAGUCUGGGGACCGGAGAGGCUUCGGGGAGGGGUCCUGGAUGU